CACCCGUAUCCGGGUGCGCUGGGCCGCCAAGAUGGCGCUGGUUAUAGAAUCCCGGGUACCUGCGGCGGCCGGAGCCGGGCCCGGGAGCUCGGCGCCGGGUACCGAGUAGCGCUGUUCUGGCCACGGGGCUGCGCUCGAGGGUUCGCAUUUCCCCUGACCUCGGGGGACACCUGCGUCCUUCCUCCCCGGCGCGUCCAUGAACUCGGUGUCGCCGGCCGCGGCGCAGUACCGCAGCGGGAGCCCGGAGGACGCGCGCCGGCCCGAGGGUCGCCGGCCGAGGGGACAAACCCGGAUCCCGGAUCCCAACAGCCUGGGACCUUCGGGGUCGGGCGGGGCAGCUCUAGGAUCAUCUGGGACCGACCCCGCCGAGCCUGACGAGGUGGACAAGUUCAAAGCCAAGUUCCUGACAGCCUGGAACAACGUCAAGUAUGGUUGGGCAGUUAAAAGCCGGACCAGCUUCAGCAAGCUCUCCAGUGUUCACCUCUGUGGGCGACGCUACCAUUUCGAGGGAGAGGGUGACAUCCAGCGGUUUCAAAGAGACUUUGUAUCUCGACUAUGGCUCACAUAUCGCCGGGACUUCCCACCCCUAGCUGGGGGCAGCUUGACCUCAGACUGUGGCUGGGGAUGCAUGUUACGAAGUGGUCAGAUGAUGCUGGCCCAGGGCCUGCUCCUGCAUUUUCUGCCUAGAGACUGGAGGUGGAUGGAGGGCACAGGCCUAGCUCCCCCUGAGAUGUCAGGGCCAGCCUCUCCCAGCCGCUACCGUGGGCCUGGUCGUCGUGUGCCCUCACGAUGGACCCAGGGUACACUGGAUAUGGAGCAGGAUCGUUGGCACCGGCGGAUUGUGUCCUGGUUUGCUGACCAUCCGCAGGCCCCCUUUGGGCUACAUCGGCUAGUGGAGCUUGGGCAGAGCUCUGGCAAGAAGGCGGGAGACUGGUACGGGCCCUCUGUGGUGGCACACAUCCUCAGGAAAGCUGUGGAGAGUUGCUCGGAGGUCACCCGCCUGGUGGUGUACGUCUCUCAGGACUGCACAGUGUACAAGGAGGAUGUGGCACGCCUGGUGUCCCGGCCAGACCCCAUGGCUGAGUGGAAGUCUGUGGUCAUCCUGGUACCUGUGCGCCUGGGUGGGGAGACCCUCAACCCCGUGUAUGUGCCCUGUGUGAAGGAGCUCCUUCGGUCAGAACUCUGCCUAGGCAUCAUGGGGGGCAAACCCCGGCAUUCACUGUACUUCAUUGGCUACCAGGAUGACUUCCUGCUCUACUUGGAUCCCCACUACUGCCAGCCCACAGUGGAUGUCAGCCAGGCCGACUUUCCCCUUGAGGUGAGCUGCUGGCUUUGGGUGGGAGCUGCAGGCACAGGCACAAAAUUGGGGUACCUCAAACCUCUCUUAUCUGCCCAGUCCUUUCACUGCACCUCGCCCCGCAAGAUGGCCUUUGCCAAGAUGGACCCCAGCUGUACCGUAGGGUUCUACGCCGGGAACAGGAAGGAGUUUGAGACUCUCUGCUCGGAGCUGAUGAGGAUCCUCAGCUCCUCCUCAGCCACAGAGCGAUACCCCAUGUUUACUGUGGCUGAGGGCCACGCUCAGGACCACAGCCUGGAUGCCCUCUGCACCCAGCUCUCCCAGCCCACACUGCGGCUGCCUUGCACAGGACGCCUCCUGAAGGCCAAACGGCCCAGCUCCGAGGACUUUGUGUUUUUAUAGUGGGAAGGGAUGGGGAAAGAUGUCAGACUAUUUAUUUUUUUAUUUAUGUCAUGUCAGGUAUGGGAUCUAGAACUCCGAUAGCAGUGCUGGAUCCCCUGUCCUCAUGUCCCCCAUCCUCCCCAACACAGCUGACAUCUGUCUAGGCCCCCAGCUUGGGGCUGUGCCCUUUAGCUGCCCCCAUGCCCCCUCAGGAGCCAGGGAUGGAGAGUGGGCUCCAGGGCACUCACUCAGGGCCUGAUUCAAGUUCUGUAGCCUGCACUGGAUCACUGUACUCACUGGUCCCAAGGUCCCAAAGCCCCUGUCCUGGGAGAACCGACUGGCUGCUGGGUGGAGGCUGAUAAAGAUGCAGACUUGAA
Messenger RNA from Peromyscus californicus insignis, 2055 nucleotides. RefSeq names its product autophagy related 4D cysteine peptidase (gene Atg4d). Bases 197 to 1699 code for a protein of 500 amino acids. Gene Ontology annotation, molecular function: protein-phosphatidylethanolamide deconjugating activity. NCBI's taxonomy places the organism in Eukaryota, Metazoa, Chordata, Mammalia, Rodentia, Cricetidae. The record is from RefSeq and is a predicted model, not a curated record. The transcript has 9 exons.